This is a messenger RNA of Pogona vitticeps (central bearded dragon), 3006 nucleotides long. RefSeq names its product thrombospondin 4 (gene THBS4). The record is from RefSeq and is a predicted model, not a curated record. Gene Ontology annotation, molecular function: calcium ion binding. Lineage: Eukaryota; Metazoa; Chordata; Lepidosauria; Squamata; Agamidae. Gene Ontology annotation, biological process: response to endoplasmic reticulum stress; cell adhesion. Gene Ontology annotation, cellular component: extracellular region.
CUUCUCCUCGUCCUCCUCCUGCUCGAGUGAGGCGCAGAAGCCGGCGGCAGCUCGCAGGAGGUCCGGCGGGCAUCUCCCUUCGCUGGCCCGGGGGGCGGACAGGAUGAACAGACGCAAAGGCACCUUCCUUCUCUUGCAGAUCCUCCUGCAACUUUGCCCUGCCUUUGGCACCCCGCCUACCUUGCAGGUUUUUGAUCUUCUUUCUACACCCAACCAGAAGCUAGUAAAAACCUUCCUGCAACAGGCAUUGUCUGAUCCUACACUGAAUGACAUAUACAUCAUCUCAGCAUUUAAACUGCAACCCAAAAGCACAGCAGUUGUAUUUGGGCUGUACUCCUCCACUGAAAACAGGAAAUAUUUUGAGUUUACAGUGAUGGGACGUGUGAAUAAAGUUUCCCUCCGAUAUUUGAGGAGCGACGGGAAAUUAAGUGCUGUGGUCUUCAAUCAUGUUCCCCUGGCGGACGGGAAGCGCCACAAUGUCUUCCUGCGGCUAAGUAGCCUGCAACGUGGCCACAGCAAAGCAGAAUUGUUCGUAGACUGUGUGCAAGUGGAUUCCGUUCAAGAUCUACCCAAAGCCUUCUCAGGACUGCUGCAAAGCUCAGAGUCUGUAGAAUUACGGACACUGCAGAAAAAAACACAGGAUACCUUAGAAGAGCUGAAGCUAGUAGUAAGAGGAUCAUUAUCCCAAGUAGCAAGCCUACAAGACUGUUUUCUACCACAGAUUGAGCCAGCAGCUCAGUAUCCAGGUGCUUCUACAGGUGACUUUAACAAGCAGUUGUUAGGUCACAUGAUGCAAAUGAACCAAAUUCUGGGAGAUGUGAAAGAUCUUCUUAGACAACAGGUUAAAGAAACAACAUUCCUGAGGAAUACCAUAGCAGAAUGUCAGGCAUGUGGACUGGGAGCUGGAAAUUUUCCCACUCCACCCCCACAACCCCUCAGGCCCAAAUGUGAACUCAACACUUGUUUCCGAGGGGUGCGAUGUACAGACACAGCAGAUGGGUUUCAAUGUGGACCGUGUCCUGAGGGCUUCACUGGAAAUGGAGUUAUUUGCACAGAUAUUGAUGAGUGUCGGUAUAAUCCAUGCUUCCCAGGCGUAAGAUGUGUGAACAUGGCUCCAGGAUUCAGAUGUGAAGCUUGUCCACCAGGGUAUACUGGGCAGAUCAUUCAAGGACUUGGAGUAAAUUCUGCCAAAAAUAACAAACAGGUCUGCAUGGACAUAGAUGAAUGUCAGAACAACAGAAACGGAGGUUGCGUCUCAAAUUCACAAUGUAUAAAUACUGUGGGCUCUUAUCGUUGUGGUGCCUGCAAGCCAGGAUUUAUAGGAGACCAGGUCAUGGGGUGCAGAGUUGAGCGAAGCUGCAGAAGUCGGUCUCUGAACCCAUGCAGUGUCCAUGCCCAGUGUUCUGAAGCAAGGCAAGGAGACAUCUCCUGUAUUUGUGGCAUUGGCUGGGCAGGUGAUGGCUUCGUGUGUGGAAAAGAUAUUGAUAUUGAUGGCUAUCCUGAUGAAGAACUUCCAUGCUCAGCUGAAAGCUGCAGAAAGGACAACUGCAGAUUUGUUCCAAACUCUGGACAAGAGGACGCUGAUGGAGAUGGAAUGGGAGAUGCCUGUGACGAUGAUGCAGAUGGAGAUGGCAUUCCAAACGAUCAGGAUAACUGUGUGCUGGCUCUAAACGUUAAUCAGAGAAACAGCGACCAAGAUAUCUUUGGUGAUGCUUGUGACAACUGCCGCAUGGCAUUGAACAACGAUCAGCGAGAUACUGAUGGAGAUGGCAAAGGAGAUGCCUGCGAUGAUGAUAUGGAUGGAGAUGGCAUUAAGAAUGUUUUGGACAAUUGUCAGAGGAUUCCCAAUCAAGGACAGGAAGACAAAGAUAAUGAUGGUGUUGGUGACGCCUGCGACAGUUGCCCAGACAUUAGCAAUCCCAAUCAAUCAGAUAUAGACAAUGAUCUGGUAGGUGAUUCCUGCGACACCAAUCAAGACAGUGAUGGAGAUGGACACCAGGACAGCACAGAUAACUGCCCUAACGUCAUUAACAGCUCCCAACUAGAUACAGAUAAAGAUGGACAAGGUGAUGAAUGUGAUGAUGAUGAUGACAACGAUGGAGUCCCAGAUCUUAUUCCACCAGGGCCUGAUAACUGCCGGUUAGUUCCUAACCCAGGACAAGAGGAUGACAAUAGUGAUGGAGUUGGCGAUAUCUGCGAGUCUGAUUUUGAUCAUGACACGGUCAUUGAUCGCAUUGAUGUUUGUCCUGAGAAUGCAGAGAUCACCUUGACUGACUUCAGAGCUUAUCAGACUGUUGUCCUGGAUCCCGAAGGUGAUGCUCAGAUUGAUCCAAACUGGGUGGUUCUGAACCAGGGAAUGGAGAUUGUGCAAACCAUGAAUAGUGAUCCUGGACUUGCUGUAGGUUACACAGCCUUCAAUGGAGUAGAUUUUGAAGGCACUUUCCAUGUGAACACCGUGACGGAUGACGACUAUGCUGGCUUCAUCUUUGGCUACCAAGACAGCUCCAGUUUUUAUGUGGUAAUGUGGAAACAGACCGAACAGACGUACUGGCAAGCAACUCCAUUCAGAGCGGUUGCAGAACCUGGAAUUCAGCUCAAGGCUGUUAAAUCAAAGACUGGGCCAGGCGAACAUCUUAGAAAUUCACUGUGGCACACUGGGGACACGAAUGACCAGGUCAGGUUACUUUGGAAAGACCCUCGAAAUGUAGGCUGGAAAGAUAAAGUUUCCUACCGCUGGUUCCUGCAGCACAGGCCUCAGGUUGGAUAUAUUAGGGCCAGAUUUUAUGAAGGUUCUGAAUUGGUAGCAGAUUCUGGUGUAACCAUAGAUACUACCAUGCGUGGAGGAAGACUUGGUGUUUUCUGCUUCUCUCAGGAAAACAUUAUUUGGUCCAACCUGAAGUAUCGCUGCAAUGAUACCAUCCCAGAAGAUUUCCAAGAAUUUCAAGCUCAGCAGUAUGGAGUUGGAGAUAUUUAAGAGAUACUGGGACUGCAAGUUACUAUGGCAAA